GCUCAUUCAUUCGUUCCUUUCAAACAUGAGCUUGCCAGCCUUCGUUUUUGUCUGACGUUGCAGCUGGUCCUAGCUGCACCGACUUACCUGGGAUAAUUGCUGAGGUCCAACAACACCCACAAGAUGCUGCCAUACAUAGAUACUCCAUUUAUUCCGCUCUCUGAGCUUACUGGUGCCUCCAUUGAUGAGCUAAAGCUGGUAACCUCCUUCCUUCUCUCAUACCCCCUCGCUGCGAUUCUCAAACGACUCCCCGACUCGCAGCCAUGGCAAAAGAACGCAUUCAUUGUCCUUGUCUCGAUAUUCUACCUCGUUGGCCUCUUCGACCUCUGGGACGGCCUCCGAACCCUCCUCUACAAUGCAGUGGGAGCAUACGCGAUCGCAUAUUACAUUGACGGAUCCCUAAUGCCAUGGAUAGGCUUUCUUUUCUUGAUGGGGUAUAUGUCAAUUAGCCAUAUAUACCGCCAAAUCGUGGCCGAACCCUCCGCGGUUGACAUCACUGGUGCGCAAAUGGUGCUGGUGAUGAAACUCAGUGCGUUUUGUUGGAAUGUGCACGACGGCCGUUUGCCGGAGAAUAUGCUCUCGGAGGGCCAGAAACAUGCCGCUAUUAGGAGAAUGCCCAGUGUUCUGGAUUUUGCGGGCUACGUGCUGUUCUUCCCUUCGCUCUUCGCGGGACCUGCGUUUGAUUACGUCGAGUAUAAACGGUGGAUUGAAACAACUAUGUUCGACCACCCACCUGGGGUAGACCCGUCAAAGGUACCCCCGACACGGAAAAAGAGAAAGAUACCCCGGAGUGGUCGUCCGGCAAUGUGGAAGAUGCUGCAGGGGUUACUCUGGAUUUUACUUUUCAUUCAGUUUGGCCCGUCGUAUGGCAAGUCCCGGGUUCUGAGCCAAGAUUACUUGGAAUGUGGAUUUGUGAAGCGUGUUUUCAUCCUGCACAUGCUUGGCCUUACCGCUCGGUUCAAAUACUAUGGCGUUUGGGCGCUGACUGAAGGAGCUUGCAUUCUCUGCGGCAUGGGAUACAACGGCUUCGACCCUCAAACCGGGAAAACACACUGGAAUAAGCUGGAAAACGUUAAUCCAUGGGGCUUGGAAACGGCUCAAAACCCACACGCGUAUCUAGGCAAUUGGAACAAGAAUACUAACCAUUGGCUCCGAAACUAUGUCUAUCUACGAGUCACUCCAAGAGGCAAGAAACCAGGUUUCAGGGCUAGUCUAGCGACUUUCUUAACAAGUGCGAUGUGGCAUGGGUUCUACGCAGGAUACUAUCUCACUUUUGUCUUGGGCGCGUUCCUCCAAACGACAGCCAAAAAUUUCCGCCGCCACCUCCGUCCUUUCUUCCUCACAACAGAUGGUUCCAAGCCUACUCCGCUCAAGCGUUACUACGACAUCCUAGGCUGGCUAACCACCCAGCUGGCGCUCUCCUUCGCCGCCGCCCCUUUCAUCAUCCUGCAAUUCACCGACUGCAUCACGGCCUGGAAACACGUCUACUUCUACGGCAUCAUCGGCAUCGCAUCCUCGCUCGCGUUCUUCGCCAGUCCUGGCAAGAAAUUCCUCGUCAAGAAGCUCGACGCCAGGAAUAAGGGCCUAGCCGCUGGAAGAAGGGACGAGAAGAAAGAACCCGCCCAGCCGCCGACGCUGGGAUUGCCGGAUGACCCGGAGCGGGAGUUCGAUGAGGCGGUGAGUGAGAUUCGGAGCGAGAUUGAGGCGAAGAGGAGAAGGGGGAGUGUGGUGAGCAUGCCGUCGGGCCAUGAGUUGAAGGUGUUGAUUGAGGAGAGGUUGGGGAGAAAGAAGAGGUGAUCCUGUCAUGAGCGUUGGAAAGCAUGCGUGCGUGCAUUGGCGCGCCUGAUUCGUUAGUUCGACGGUGGUUUGCAUAUAUACUCGGUAAAGGAUCGAGCUGCAGAAAUGGAGUGACUCGGUCGAGAGUAUGUUACACAGACAGCAGAAUAGACGCACGUUCAACCUAUACGCCGUACCUCGUCAUUGAAAGCGACAUGAUAAUCAAUCCAAACUGCAGGAUAUAUUGUUGGAUGUACCGUGCUGCUCGAGCCAAAGAAUUCUUUUUCUACAUACUCCGUACUCCAAAGAAAGGCCCAAAGUGCCUCUCAGCAU
Coccidioides posadasii C735 delta SOWgp is the source of this 2109-nucleotide messenger RNA. RefSeq names its product lysophospholipid acyltransferase (gene ALE1). Gene Ontology annotation, biological process: lipid modification; glycerophospholipid biosynthetic process. Gene Ontology annotation, cellular component: endoplasmic reticulum; membrane. The record is from RefSeq and is a predicted model, not a curated record. NCBI's taxonomy places the organism in Eukaryota, Fungi, Ascomycota, Eurotiomycetes, Onygenales, Onygenaceae. Gene Ontology annotation, molecular function: 1-acylglycerol-3-phosphate O-acyltransferase activity; 1-acylglycerophosphocholine O-acyltransferase activity.